GCGAGCACCUCCCUAGAGCCAAGCCCCUAGUGACAGAGCCGCUGCUGGGGAAAUCACCCCAGAAACCCGGGCAGAACCCGCAUAGCCACAGUGGCAGUGUGGCACAGCCCCCAGCCCUCGACCCGCGGACACCAGCCCCUUACCUGCCGGCCCAGGAGUGCGGCCUGGCCCUGCUCGCUCCGUGCCAGGUGCCCGUGCCAGGGAGCGUGUCCAGGGCUAGGGUGUUUCGCGUGCUCCUGCGAUGCCGGGAAAACAGCAGGACCUUUAAACCAGGUGCUUCCCGGCCUGGACCCGGGAGAGGUGAAGGUGCAGUGUCCUCCGGGCAGGGCAGGAGCUCGUCUCUUGUGAAAGCAGCAGGGAGCGGGAAGGGCUGGGAACAGGGAGGACCUGCAGAAGACCUGGGCCGUGGCGAAGGGAAGCGCGCAAAGUCCCGCACGGUGUUCGAUGGACGAUGUGGGGAGGCCAGAAGUUGCAGCUCUCUCCUCUCCAGCACUGAUGGGGGUCAGGGCAGCAGCUGCCAACACAAAACGCCCAACAGAAAGUACUCUGAGAAGCAGUCACGGAUCAACUGUAACGCAGGGGGCGUGCGGCCCACGCUCUGCGUGAAAUGCAGAGCCAACACAGGCCAUAUGGAUCUGCACUGCGUGCUGAGGGACUUUCAGGAGGCUAAUAUAAAAUUUUUAUCUGGAUGGAAUCAGUGGAAAAGAACCAGCCAUAAAUCAUGGAGAAAAGUCCUCGAUGAAGCCAAGGAGCUGUGUUCUUACCUGGAGCUUUGGAGGCAUGAUAUUCACAGCAUUGAAGGAAAAUUUGGUACUGGCAUCCAGUCCUACUUCUCCUUUCUGCGUUUGCUGAAUUUUGUUAUUUUUAUCCUGAUGUUCAGCUUUGUUACCCUUCCCACUGUCAUCCCUAAAUAUGGAAUUUUCAACAGUAGCUUUGCUGAAGCUCCUGCAAGCAGCAUAGAGCCUCACUGCACUGUUUAUUCACCUAGUGGUAAUAAAGGCCUUGUUUACUUCUACACAUACCUCAAAGAUUUGCUCACUGGCACUGGAUUCCUGGAAGUGACAAGUUUAUUUUAUGGUUAUUACACAAUAGAUGCUGCAUGGAUCAGUAUGUUUAGGUACAACUUACCGCUAGCAUACCUGCUGACUACAUUUGCUUACCUUGGAUUAAGUCUCCUCUGGAUAAUAAAAAGGUCUGUGGAGGGAUUUAAGCAGAACUUGGUGCAUGCUGAAGAUCAGUUUCAGAGUUACUGCAACAAAGUGUUUGCAGGCUGGGACUUCUGCAUUACAGAUCUAAGUGCAGCACGGCUCAAACAUCGCAGCUUGCAGUAUGAGCUGAAAACAGAUUUGGAAGAAGAAAGACUGAAGCAAAAAAUAGCUGACAGGACAAUGAAAGACAAGCUGCGCAUCUACUCUCUGAGACUAUUUAUAAAUAUAAUUGUCCUUGCAGUUUUAUCAGGAUGUUUUUACUCUAUUUAUAGAGCAACUGUCUUUUCUCAAGAAAAUAGCUCCACUAAUGGCAACAAUAUAAAUUUUGAAGCUAAUCUCUUGGUACAGUAUUUGCCUUCCAUCGUAAUCACGUUGGCCAACUUCAUUGCUCCUCAGAUCUUUUCACUUUUAAUCAGGCUUGAAGAUUAUUCACCAGCCUUUGAAAUCAGGCUCACACUGCUGAGGUGUGUCUUUGUGCGCCUGGCCAAUAUCGGUGUUCUCAUGUUCUCGCUGUGGAGUCAGAUCUCCAGCUGUGCCACUGACAAGUGCAGUGCUUGUGGGUACAAUUACGAACUCUAUCCUUGCUGGGAAACUCAAGUUGGGCAAGAAAUGUAUAAAUUGGUGAUAUUUGAUUUUAUUAUGAUUUUGGCUGCGACUCUAUUUAUAGACUUUCCUAGAAAGUUGUUAGUUACCCACUGCUCCUGUAAGUUAAUUCAGUGGUACGGUUUGCAGGAAUUUGGAAUUUCUGAUAAUGUCCUGGAAAUCAUUUAUGGGCAAACUCUCUGCUGGAUUGGAACCUUCUAUUCACCGCUUCUUCCAGCAAUAGCAACCAUAAAAUACUUUAUUGUCUUUUAUAUUAAAAAGAUUAGUUUGCUUCAUACACGUAAGCCUUCAGCUAGGCCUAUCAGAGCAUCAAGUUCCAAUUUUUUCUUCCUGGUGGUGCUGUUGAUUGGGCUCCUCUUGGCUUUUGUUCCUGUGGGAGUCAGCAUAGCAUAUAUCCCUUCCUCUAAGGCAUGUGGGCCAUUCAGGAAUUUUAACACUUCUUGGGCAGUUGUUCCAGAUACCAUACUUGGGUUUCCAACUGAUUUGCAGAAGGUCCUUUAUGGUAUAGCAUCAGAAGCCUUUGCAGUGCCUUUUUUUAUGGUUGUCUGCAUUGUUAUGUUCUAUUUCAUUGCCUUGGCUGGAGCACACAAACGAGUUGUUGAGCAGCUGAGAGAGCAACUGGCUAUGGAAAGUCGUGACAAGAUGUUCCUGAUCAGAAAGAUAACAGAAGCUCAGAAGCAUACUUGAAAACCACACAAAACCAGAACAGCUUUACUUUCUGAAACUUCGGAACCACUAGAUUAGAGUAGAAUCAUCUACAGC
Molecule: messenger RNA, 2573 nt
Organism: Tinamus guttatus (white-throated tinamou)
Lineage: Eukaryota; Metazoa; Chordata; Aves; Tinamiformes; Tinamidae
Source: RefSeq, a predicted model, not a curated record